AUGGCGCUGUCUUCGCCGGCCACCAGUAGCAUUCGCUUCAUCAACAGAAGCACGCGCAAAAGAUUCUGUCACGUCUUUACGGGGGUUGCUUGCUGCCUCCUUAUUUAUUGCACAUCCCAAAAGGAGGAGGAUGGAGUCACAGUUCUGUAUUCUCCAAACAUUCGGUUCGACAAAGCAACCUCGAACUUUCGCGCUCAACCCCACAGGAGAGUCGUGGCUCUGAUCAGUGAGUACCGGCAGAAACGUUACCGGAGCGUGUGGUUUAGAGAAUACGAAGAGUAUGGGGCCGAGGCAGCUAACAACAACAAAGUUAAGCCUCCCAAUCCCUCCUCCCUCCAGAACCACGUCGACAAAAAUGGCACCCCCACCACUCCUCCAUCCAACGAAGCACAUUUAGCAGCCAGAGAAGCUCUACAAGAGAGAGAAAACGAUUCUUGCAAGACGGCUGCUAUACCGCUCGAGCUCAGCCGGAUUGAGUCCGGCGAGCGUCGGCAAAGUUCCGGCUACCCUCCGGCACAGUUGUCCCGGACCAGUCUGCUGGGAAAACCUCUCAAAUCCGGCAGACAUCGUGGACCACGAUACCGAAAGUCACAAGCCCUGGUGUACAAUUUCUUGGAACGGCCGAGAGGCUAUAAAUCUGCCUGGUACCACAUCUUACUAAAUUCCAGAACCUGUUACUUCCUAUAUCUUCAUGGGGAAUUUAGAAGAUCAGAACAGCAAUCAACAAAACAAUGUAUCUCAUUUUUUGUAAGAGGUUAA
Molecule: messenger RNA, 759 nt
Organism: Argiope bruennichi
Lineage: Eukaryota; Metazoa; Arthropoda; Arachnida; Araneae; Araneidae
Exons: 3
Coding region: 1-759 (252 amino acids)
Source: RefSeq, a predicted model, not a curated record